This is a messenger RNA of Mobula hypostoma (lesser devil ray), 8474 nucleotides long. It is a transcript of the gene hspa13, whose product is annotated as heat shock protein 70 family, member 13. The record is from RefSeq and is a predicted model, not a curated record. Gene Ontology annotation, cellular component: plasma membrane; nucleus; cytoplasm. Bases 141 to 1487 code for a protein of 448 amino acids. Lineage: Eukaryota; Metazoa; Chordata; Chondrichthyes; Myliobatiformes; Myliobatidae. The transcript has 5 exons. Gene Ontology annotation, molecular function: ATP-dependent protein folding chaperone; ATP binding.
UAUUUGACGCAACUGUCGAGGAAAGGGACGGGGAAUCGGGAAAAAUAGACUACAGUUCCCAUCGAGCCGUGCGGCUUCCAAGCUAAGGGAUUGUCAUCGUUGCGAGGAGAGUUGUGACGAGCCGAUAUUGACGGGACACCAUGGCCGGGGGAAUGGCAAUCCUGGGUUCUUCAAUCCUGGCCCUCCUGUUGGCUGGAUACUUGGCACAGCAGUAUCUUCCCCCUCCCAAACCAAAAGUGAUCGGUGUAGAUCUGGGCACCACGUACUGCUCUGUCGGCGUGUUCCAGCCCGGCACCGGAAAGGUGGAGGUGAUUGCUGACCAAGCUGGGCGAAGGAGUUUGCCGAGUGUGGUGUCGUUCACUGACAGAGAGAUAUUGGUGGGGUAUGAUGCUCAGGAUCUGGGUGACACCAAUCCGCUCAACACUGUGUAUGAUGCCAAGCGCUUUAUAGGAAAGCGCUUCACACCAGAGGAGCUGAGAGAUGAAAGCAGCCGGUACCAGUUCAAGGUUUUACAUAACAAUGGAGAUGCAGAGUUUUCCAUCUCUGUAAACGAGUCAUUCCGUGUCACACCUGAGUACGUUGGUUCCCUGUUGCUGUUGGAGUUGAAGAAGUUGGCAGAGGAGCACGUGGGGUUGCCCAUCAGUAAGGCUGUCAUUUCAGUGCCAGCCGACUUUGACGAGAGGCAGAGAAACUACACGGUGAAAGCAGCACAAAUGGCAGGGUUGGACAUCCUCCGGGUUAUUAAUGAGCCGACGGCGGCAGCCAUGGCCUACGGGCUGCACAAAGCGGAUGUUUUCAAUGUGUUAGUGGUGGAUUUGGGGGGUGGCACGUUGGACGUGUCACUGCUGAACAAACAGGGAGGAAUGUUCCUGACCAGAGCCAUGGCAGGGAAUAACCAAUUGGGAGGCCAAGAUUUCAACCAGCGGCUGUUGAAGUAUCUGUUUAAUCAGAUCUACCAACGGUUCGGGGCUCUGCCCUCCAACCAGCGAGAUGUGCAUCGUCUGCGCCAAGCUGUGGAAGCAGUUAAGCUGAACCUGACCCUUGCUGACUCCGCGCUUGUUCGUGUCCCACUCUCACUGCCAGAUCGAGGGCAAUCCGGUGAAACAGAGAGGGGUGGUCGAGGAGAAGACGAGGGUGGCAACCAGGUGAUGUUCGAAGAAACGGUAACCAGAGACCUCUUUGAGGAGCUCAACCAAGACCUUUUUGAGAAGAUCCUGGAUCCUGUGAAGGAGGUGCUCUCUAGUGGUCACCUCGACCGCUACGAUGUGGACGAAAUCGUGUUGGUCGGCGGCUCCACCCGCAUCCCCCAGAUACGGCAGGUCAUACGCGAGUUCUUCAGCAAAGAGCCCAAUACCUCUGUGGAUCCCGACCUGGCUGUCGUGAUGGGCGUGGCCAUACAGGCUGGGAUCAUGGGCGGCUCCUGGCCACUGCAGGUCAGCGCCCUGGAAAUUCCCAACAGGCAUCUACGGAAAACGAACUUCAGCUAGUUGAUUCCUUUCCUCCCCACUUUCACGGUGAAGUUGCUCACAGAGGUUCGGCAGUCCUUUUAUUUUUGUACACUGGAGGUGGUGAACACAGACAAAAUGUUAACACUUACAGUUUACCAUAAUCUUCAAAAUUAUCUCCAUGCUUUCUGGCAAAUCAUCUUGAGAUGGUUAGUCAAUAAUUUUAGAAGCUUUGCUCUAUUGGCAUUCUGCUGUUCCAUCUUCGUGUUGUAAUGGUUCCUAAUACUAGGGCAGUUUUUGCUUGUUACAUUGGUCAGAUCACCAGAUAUUUACUGCUCACAUCAAUCUUUACAUGCUCUGCUAUUUCCUAGAUAUGGUUUAAUAUGUACCUCUCGAUUCACUGACAACUCUUGAGUGCUGCCAUAUUCAGUCCACUCAGGAUGACCGUGGAAAUUUUAUGGUUUUGGGUCCACCUCCUUACAGCCUCUGCUCUUGGCUGAUCUGGCCUAAACAGUGGUCACACCAAUGGUCAGAGGGAGCUGAAUUCCUGCCUGUCAGUGGAUAUUCAAUGAAGAUGAGAUUGCUUUUAUCUUGACAACACCUGUCUUAAGUUGGCCCCAAAGGAAAGUAUGGGACAUGUACACCAGGGUCGGUUAGUUCUGGCUGGUAGUGAACCAUGCUGAUCUUUGGGUGAUGCAGAUGGUGGAAAGAGUCUCUGGAUCUUGGAAACUGACCAGUAAAUGGUCUGACAAGGUGAAUGGUGAAGGAACUGAGAAAUAAAUUGAGUGCUUUAACCCAAGAUAUUUCAUUAUUUAAAAUGACUUUCCUUCAGUUAAGUGGUGCACAAGGCAAAGAGUGAGGUGUAAAUUUAUUAAAUAUAUAUUUAUAUGAAAUUUUAUACAUAGAGAAACUUUAUGAGACAAUUUUUUUUCCUUGAUGGAACAUGUGUUUAAAGAUCAUGAAGCAAUUAAAUACUUGAUUAAAAGACUAAAUAAAAUAAUAUUCAUUUGUUUCUAAAUAUUGCCCUGGGCUGCCCUGCAAGGUUCAGUUCAGACAAUCAUACUCUGACCAUUCUUCUUUUUUAAAAAAAAGAAAAAAAAUAAUUAAUUCUCAAAAGGGAAAAGGUACUGCCAUGGUCAGUAUUAUUAACCCUUGAGAAGUUGGCAGUCAGUUGCCCUCUUAAACCACUGUGGUUUGUGUUGAGUAGGGCAUUCCAAGGUUUUGCUUUGGUCUGUGAAGGAACAGCUGAUUAUUUUCUAGUAGGGAUGGUAUGUGACUUAUGGUGGUGUUCCCCUUGUACAUUGGUGGUCCAUGCUGGAGAGAAUGAAUAGGUUGCCAGCUAAUAAGCAUUGUGAAUGUUUACCUUCCAUUCUUUCAGUAGCAUUGCUGGACAGCCUUUUUAAUUGCUACAAAACUUUCCAUGGGCAGUAUUGCCCUUCAGUUUACCACUGCACUCCAGUGCUUAUGUUCUUCAUAUUGACCCAAUCAAUCUUUUCCUUUGGCUUGAUUCUCAUUAUAUACUACUCAUUCCUUCUAAUCUGAGAGAAUGCUGAAGGUGUGGAUGAGAGUAAAUAGCCAUGCAACUCUUCCAGGACCAACAACAUUGCUACUAAGUCACUGGGCAACUCUUGUCAGUUGAGUCAUGUCCACAGACUUUCCUUCAUCCCUAAUACUGACAUGACCUGAAGCCAGAUAUUGUGUGACAUAAUGUGUCGGCCAAGACAUGAUACAUGAGCCUGAAAUCUUCAAAUGAUUUGUAAGGCAUUAGGUUAGAAAUGUUUUGGAUUUUUCUUUCAAUGUGAAGCUGGUUUACUGUUCAAUUAAUAAAAAUGGUAUGUGUGUAGCCUGUUGUUGAGAAAUAUUUGUCCUUGAACUUCCUAUAGUGCGUGGGAAGACUACUGUGUACUCAGGCAAUUACUUUGCAGAAUUAUUAUCACUGUGAUAGCCCUCUAACUCUGCAGUAUAAAAUCUGCUCAAUGCUGUGUAUAUAUUCCACAUGAGAUUCCUUUAUAUACAUCGUACAUCAUUGUGUGAUCCCGUUCACUUUUGUGUAUCGAAUUGUUUGCCUGGACCAUUCCACACAGUUACAAAUUCCGCACUUACUUCUAUUAUUUAUGUUUUUAUUUUGCGUUACGGUGUGGAGUAGGCCCUUCAAGCUUCGCUGCCUCAUCAUCCCCACAAUCCCGACGAACCCUAACCUAAUCACAGGACAACUUGCAAUGACCAAUUAACAACCCGGUACAUUUCUGGACUGUUAGAGGAACCCAUGUAUUCCGUGGGGGAGGAUGUGCAGAGUCUGCUUACAGAAUGACGCUGGAAUUGAACUCCGAACUCCUGAAUGCCUUGAGCUGCAAUAUUGUCACGCUAACACCUAUGCUACCAUAGCUCUUCAGGGAGUUUCUGCCAUAUUGAUUGUGUUUUCAGCAUUGGGAUGUAUGAUUUUACGAAUGCUUCGACAGCCACAAUCUAGAGUAGUAUCUUAGAGUCAUAGAGCACUACAGUAGAAAAAUACACCCUUCAGCCCAUCUUGUCCAUGCCUAACAGUUAUUCUGCCUAAUCCCAUCAUCCUACACUAGGACCAUAGCCUUCCAUACCCCUCCCAUCCAUGCACCUAUCCAAACGUCUCUUAACUGUUGAAACCGACCUGCAUCCUCCAUUUCUGCUGGCCGUUCGUUCCACACUCUCACCACCCUCUGAGUGAAAAUGUUCCCCCUCAGUUUCCCCUUAAACAUUUCACCUUUCACACUUGACCUAUCUCCUCCAGUUCUAGUCUCACCCAACGUGCUUGCGAUUACUCAAUCUAUAUCCCUCAUAAUUUUGUAUGCCUCUAUCAUUUUUGGGAAUCUAUCUCUUGAGGAAAUCAUUUACUUUCUCUGUACCAGUAAUAAUCAGCCAGGACUGAAGUUAUUUUGUUCACUACUUUAUUAGAAAACGUACAAGGACCAGGUAUGGCGGUCCAAGAUGACUUAAAUGUACAACUGGUGUAAUGAGUACUAUGCUCCAAGCUUAACCCUGUGGCAUCUCCCAAUUCUAACACAGCAUAGAUGAGCAUUUUCCUGUCUAAUCUUUUAGACAUUUACUUACUACAUUUUGACCAGUCAACAAUGAGACUCCUUGUCAGUAGUCUGAUAAUCAGAAAACAUUGCUUUGAUCCACAAAUUAAUCAGCUCUGCACCCUUUAAAGAUUAUCAAUACUCAUCAGAAUGGUUACUAUUAGCCACCACAUUCACCUUUUGAACAAAUAUAUUGGUAAAGUCAUCACCCUCUCCUCGCUUUUCUGCAGAGGUUAAUUGCUUCAGCAGGUCUCUGAUCUCUUCAUAGAACAUGGAACACUACAGCAUAAUACAGGCGUUUUAAUUCACAGUCUUGAACUGACCUUUAACCUACUCUAAAAUCAAUCUAACCCUCCCUUCCAUAUAGCCCUCCAUUUUUCUUUCAUCCUUGAGCCUAUUUAAGAGACUGUUAAAUUUCCCUAAUUGUCCUGCUUCUACCACCACCUCUGGCAUGGUGUUCUACAACACCCACAGCAUCCUGUGUAUAUUAAAAAAACAAACACACACACAACUUCCCUCUGAAUCCCCCUCAUAAGCUUUCCUCCAAUCACCUUAAAAUUAUGCCCCUCAUAUUAGCCGUUAUCCAUGGGGGAUAAAGUUUCUGGCUGUCCACAAUCUGUGCCUCCUACCAUCUUGUACAUCUAUUCGUUGUAGAAAGCAUUGCAUUUGAAGAUAGCAGGUUGUGUAAAUCCUGUUUAACACCGCCUUUUGUUGGUUCAUGUACUCCCAAAGCUGCCUAAGAGGACACGAAGCGUGUCUUUCUAACUACUAGUUCUAUUGACAUACCAAAUGUUUUUAAAAUAAAGCAACCACUUUCAUAUUCACAGAAAUCUGCAGCAUGAUCAAGGACGUUCAGCUCAUUGUGUCCUUACACAUUCCUUGCUGUUCUUUCACGCAACCUUCCAAAUAGUUGUCAAUUAUAUAUUUGUAUUUGCUUUCAUUGCCCUUUCCGGCUGUAUUCUGAAUCACAACAGUGUUAAUCUCAAUCUCUUUAAUGAUCAUCCUUCAAUUUUUCCUUUAGUUACCUUGUACAGGUAAUCCCUGUGUUAGGAUCCCCCAAAUACAGGCGAGCAUCCAUAGCAGUAUUAAAUUCCAAGUCAGGCGUAUAUAUGUCUAUUCCUGGAAACAACAGCAUUAGUUUCCUCUCUCCAUUUUAGUAAUUAAAUCAUAAGACACAUAGGAGCAGAAUUAUGCCAUUCAGCCCAGCAAUUCUGCUCCACCAUUCCAUCAUGGCUGAUUUGUUAUCCCUAUCGACCUCAUUCUCCUGCCUUCUCCCUGCAACCUCUUGCUGAAGAUUUCAUUUCAUUUUUAUCCAACGAGCCGCCACCACAUUCCCUCUGCCUACCUGCCUGACCUUCCUAUACAAUGUGUGUCCUUGGAUGUUAAGCUCAAACUAUGAUCUUUCAGCCACAACUCAGUUAUGCCCACAUCAUACCUGCCAAUCUCCAAAUGUGCCACAAGAUCAUCUACCUUAUUCUGUAUACUGUGUUCAUUCAAAUAUAACACUUGCAGUCACAACACGCUGGAGGAACUCAGCAGGUCGGGCAGCAUCUGUGGAAGCGAUCAGUCGACGUUUCGGGCCGGAACCCUUCGUCAGGACUCAGGACUUCGUCUCCACAGAUGCUGCCCCACCUGCUGAGUUGCUCCAGCGUGUUGUGAGUGUUGCUUUGACCCCAGCAUCUGCAGAUUAUUUUGUGUUUAUGAUAACUCUUUCAGUCCUGUAAUCAUCACCCUUUUAAUUUUGCCCCUAUGCUGUACUUAAAUUCAUUCCACUGACUGAUUUUGUCCUUUCCUGAGCCUGUUGUUCCUCACAGUCUCAUUACACACCUCAUCUACUUGUAUACCAACUGCCCCAUCCACAGCCCUAUCACUCAGUUUCCCAUCCCUGCCAAAUUAUUUACCCUCCCCAACAGUUGUAGCAAACCUGCCCACAAGAAUAGUCCCCCUUGUGCAACCAGUCCUUUUUGUACAGGUCUUACUUUCAGAGUUCCCAAUGAUCCAUGAAUCUGAAACCCUUUUCCCUGCACCCUUUCCUCAACCAUGCAUUCAUCUACCAAAUCAUCCUAUUCCUACCCUCACUGGCAUGUGGUGCAGGCAGUAAUCCAGAGAUUACUACCCUGGAGGUUGUGCUUUUCAGCUUCCUACCUAACUCCCUAUAUUCUUUCAUGAUCUUAUCCCAUUUUCUACCCGUGUCAUAGGUACCAAUGUGUACUAUGACUUCUGACUGUUCACCCUUUCCCUUUGCAAUGCUGCAGACCUAACCCAAGACAUGCCUGACCCUGGCAACUGGCAGGCAAAAUACCUCUGGGUAUCAUUUUCACAUCUAUAGAAUCUCUUGUCUCAUCCUCUAACUAUGGAAUCCCCUAUCCUGCUGCACUCCUCCCCCUUCCCUUCUGAACCACAAAGCUAGACUCAGUGCCAGAUUUCCCCCUGGUAGGUCAUUCUCCCCCCCCCCCCCCCAACCCCCAUAGUACACAAAGUGGUGCACUUACUGUACUUAUUAUGGAGGGGAAUGGCCACAGGGGUACUUUGCACUGGCUGCCUAUUUCCUUUCCCUCUCCUGACAAUCACCCAGGUACCUGCCUCCUGCAAGUCAGGGGUGACUAUCUCCCUGUAGCUUCUAUCUAUCUUCUCCUGUGUGAGUGGAAGGUCAUCAAGCUGGAUUUCCACUUUGUUAAAACAGUCUAUAAGGAGCUGCAACUUGGUGCACUUCAUGCAAUGUAGUUAUCAGGGAGACUGGAGUUCUCCCAGAGUUCCGACAUCGCACAUAAAGAACAUACUAUUAACUCUGGACCCAUUAUCAGUGCACUAGCUAUGUACUAAUUGACAAAGUAAGAGGAAAAAAUAUUAGAAACUUAGAAACUCUGCCUGUGCUUGCCUGAGCCCGUUGAGCCAAAGCCUCCCACUCUAACACUGGCCCACUCCAAUAAUGGCUGCUCCAAUAAUUCUUUCUUGUCAGUUUUAUGCGCAGUUGAUGCCAUUCCCCACAGUACUAUGGCGGUAUGGUUACCCUGUGGAAUGGUUUUCGAGUCAUAAACUACAAUUUAUGGGUAACAAUAUUGCUUAACUUUGCCAGUAAGCAAAAUGAGCAAGAUCACCUUAUGGACAUGUGUAGAAACAGAACUCGUUCAUUACCUGGGCAGGGGCUGUGUCUGUGGUCAGGUUGAUAGCAAAAAAAUUCAUAUAAUUUUGAAUUCUUUUGUUAAAUCUGUCAAUAAUCUUUAAUUCUAGGUGAUAAAUUUCUGCUCUGUAUCUGAAUACAACUUAAAGUUUAUUGCAUGAAAUAUUACUUAUGCCUUUUGUACUGAUUCUAUUUCUUCCCCCACCUCUCAUGCCCUCUACCUAAUGAAAAGUAAUCCACCUGACUGUGUUAUCAUCACAGCUUGUUCUGGUGAUGUACUAUGGGCUUUGUUUUAUUUCUCACUUACAACUCAAGCCGAUCUGUUGAGUAAGUUCCAUCCUCUAGGAAGAGCCAGAGUUGACUACGAAGCUGUGUGUGUUGAGGAGAAUGACGAAGGCGUGCCCACAGAACAGGAGUUCCCAACCUCUUUUAUGCCAUGGGUGAAUACCAUUAAGCAAGGGACCCAUGGACCCAGGUUGGAACCCCCUGCUCUAGAUUGUAGCAUAGGCUAAGUCGCAAGAAAGGACGUGCAGCUGAGAAAUCAUCCUUGCCUGCUUGCUUUAGACGUGUGAUUUUUCUCCAUUUUCACUCCUAUUCCUUGGGUACAGGGUCAUUUGAAGCUUUCAAAGGUGUGGGAAAUACCAGAAACUAUUUCCAACUUUGUGCUGCUCAGGAUCCCUUGGAAAUGUGUACAAUGAAAUUGUUUAUAGAAGCUAAAGGUUUAGUUAUUGAUUUGGUAUUGAAAGUUCCAGCAGUGUUGUGAAAGCUGACAUGCAGAAGGAACAUUGUAGUGUAUAUCUUAUGAACAUGCCAUCAUUCAAUGUGUAACGCUGGACUGGAGAAUAAACUAAAUGU